Camellia sinensis is the source of this 1778-nucleotide messenger RNA. The record is from RefSeq and is a predicted model, not a curated record. Lineage: Eukaryota; Viridiplantae; Streptophyta; Magnoliopsida; Ericales; Theaceae.
CGAAUUGGCUCGAAAUCAAGGCUAGGUAUUUGGCCCCCGCGUUGCAGAGUUUUGCGAAUGUGUGUGUUGUUUUGUUCUUGGUUCAGUCAUUUGAUCGAGCAUUAUUGGUGCUUGGAUGUUUGUGGAUUAAAUUUCGGAGAUUGAAGCCCAUUGCCAUAGUGGAGUAUUCGAGGGAUUGGGAAAAUAUGAACGUGAAGGAUUAUCUGAUGGUGCUGGUGCAAAUCCCAAUGUGUAAUGAAAAGAAGGUGUACCAACAAUCCAUUGCAUCAUUUUGUAUUCAGAACUGGCCAAGGGAGAGAAUACUUGUACAAGUUUUGGAUGAUCCUGAUGAUUUGGAUGUUCAAGUCCUCAUCCCAAGCAGACGUGCAGAAAUGGCAACAAAGGGGUCAAGGAAUCUUAAAUCUGCAAUGAGUUGUGAUUAUGUCAAAGAUUGUGAGUUUGCCGUGAUCUUUGAUGCAGAUUGUCAACGAGCACCAGGUAUCUUGGAGAAAACUACUCCAUAUUUUAAGGUAACUUCAUAAAACCAUGGAGAGAGAUGUACACUUGAGCAGGUUUUACAAUCGAAGUACAGGGUUAGGCAUUGAGAAACUGUAUAUGAAAGGAAAACUUUCAAACCAUCAAGUUACAUAAAUAUGUCUAUAUGAUAUGAAUACAUGCAUUAGACAAUUUUCUUGAAUAUAAAACUCAUGAGUUGCUGUCAUGUGAAUAAUGGUAUAGUUUAUUAUUUUUAGUUAAAACAAAAACGAAACUUCAAUUUGAAAGCAAACAAAAAGUGCCCCAAAAACACUUGCUUUGAUGCAUGCAUGUAUUUUUAAAAUUUAAUUUUAUCAAUCUAUAGAGCAUUUUUCAUUUUGUUAGCAUUGACAGAGGCAUGUGACGGCACCAGCUGCAUUCCCCUAGCCCUUGCAGCUGUAUUUGCAACAGGAAUGCAUUAUUUAUUGCACAAAUUAGUGGCACCAUACCCAUCCUUUGCAAACCUAGGAAAUCCGAGGACCUAUCCAGAGCUCACUCUAGUAAACACAGAUUACCUACAGAACCGACUAAAAAACCAAUUUUCCUGAGCACAUUUACAACAAAUAUUUUUACAAGCCCAAAAAUAAGUAAAUAAAUAAUAAAGGAGCUCAUUUACAAAGCCCUUCAGACUAACUGCCAUGGUAGACGAGAGGGGCCUCAAAGGUACUCUACCAAUAUUCCACAGCAGGGUGAGGCACACGCCCGUUACACACCUACUCCUACACCUAUGGCAGCUGAGUAAAGAAAAAUAAAAACUCACCCCACAGAUGGAGGCAUAGCAGUUUGAACCUAUUCCAAUGACAAAACAGAACACAAACAACACACGGUUAAAUCAAUUCACUGAAACAAAAACUCAAAAGGUAGGAUUUGCAUAAAUGGAACCACUCAUUGAUGGAACCGUAACACAAUCACUCAAAAUGCGUUUGACCAAUUCUCAUUCAUGAGCAAUUCCAAUGACAAAACAGAACACAAACAAGACACGAUUCAAUCAAUUCACUGAAACAAAAACUCGAAAGGUAGGAUCUAGCAUAAAUGGAACCACCACUCAUUGAUGGAACCAUAACACAAUCACACUCAAAAUGCAUUUGACCAAUUCUCAUUCAUUAGCCAUGGUUUCGCACCACAAUUAUGUCAGCAAAUUCCCAUAUGGAAAUCCAAUAAGCAAAUCCCCACAAGAAAUCCAUUACAAACUCUUUUAUGUCUGCCAAAAGACCAACUAGUCCUACAAAUAGAUCUUAAAAAAACAGAAACGAAAAAACAAAAAA